Molecule: messenger RNA, 1695 nt
Organism: Lodderomyces beijingensis
Lineage: Eukaryota; Fungi; Ascomycota; Pichiomycetes; Serinales; Debaryomycetaceae
Source: the annotation of a GenBank genome assembly
AUGACGGUUCCCGUUAGAGGAGAUGAGGAAAAGACAGCUACUACCUCUAGUUCUGAAGGAGAACCACCAAAAGAACACCUACGGGAGGAGCCAAAAUCGGAAAUCCCCAUUUGUCCCCACUGCGCUAGGCUAGAGAUUGACAACGGCGCAUUCGAUGACCAAGGUAUAAAACUAACUAGGUUGCAAGACUCGGAUGCCUUUCAACUUCAACAACUCGAGCUCAAGAGGCACCUCACCAGACGAGAAACGCUAGCUGCCAACCCGAACCGGACCUGGUCCCAGAAGCUCUUUGAACACGACCUUCCGCCGCUUGCUCCCGUAUCGAGCUACGAAGAAGACGUUUUGGAGAAGAAAUACGGCCACACUGACUCAACUGGUGUCAAAUACAUCAAGGGGUACGACCAACGAAAAUGGAUCAUGAGGCCGCGGGCUCUCAACUUUCACAAGGAUGGAGUCUUGCACCGCACCAAAGGCCGUCGAGGCUCGUCGCGCCCCGAGCUCUUUUUGGACUUGCUAUACGUGGGAAUGAUUGCCAACUUGGCCAAUAACGCCGCUGGCGAGCCUGCCGGGGUUGCGUUGCUUGAAUAUUUCAUCUUUUUCAUGCCGGUGUGGACAGUGUGGAACGACAUUAAGGACUUUUCCAAUUUCUACUACAACGAGGAUCUAACGCAAGUCACGACGCUAUUUUGGAUCAUCUGUCUAUUGGUUUUUUACAUCAAUAGCCACGUGGGGUUCAACAAGAGCUACUCGCAGUCGGCAGCGGUGGUUGUUCCCUAUAUGCUAUGCCGAUUGACGCUCGCGACGUCGCUCAUCAUAUACUCCUUCUACAUCCCCGAGCACCGCACCCAGCAACGGCUCUACGCGGGCACGAUCGUCGUCACCUCGCUAAGCUGGAUCGCGGUCAUCUUUGUCUCCAUCAGAGUGAAAAUCGCCCUUGCGCUCGCUUUUUUCUUUUUGGAACAACUCAGCUCGGUGAUCUGCUUCCACCCACUCACCAAGAGACUCUUGCGGUUGAGCACCUCGAUCGCGAUGAACUUGGAACAUGAAAUGGACCGGUACUCGACAUUCGUCACCAUUGCCAUCGGAGAGUUCCUAUACGUGGCAGUGGCCAAGGCGCCCCUCGGCGAAGGCUUCUCCUCGAAAUACCUUCGCGGGGUGUUUCUUCUUCUCGACGCCUAUCUUUUGUUCUGGCUCUAUUUUUUCGGCGGACUUACAUUCAAAGCAAUCCAUCCAUUGCGGAACAAUGUCUGGACAUCAACGGUGUGGUCGUACUCGCACCUCCCCUUGAUCUCAGCGCUUGUUCUCGCAGCGAACGCCGGUGGCGAGAUGUGCAAGAUUGCAGUGGGGCGAACUCAAAAUUACGACGACAUGCUCGGGUUGGCUUUUUUUUACAAUGGCGGAAUCUGCGUGGCGUUGUGGAGCUUGCUUGUUCAGGGCUUAGUGGAGAAAAACUUGGAUGGAAAAGGUGCACAUUGCAUUGGACCCAAGUGGAAGAUAAGCCUACGGUUGUUCGUGGGACUCGCUGUUGUGUUGGUCAGUUUUGCCGAGAUCAACGCCACGUUGUUGAUGGGCGUCACUACUGCGCUCCUUUUCGGGCUAUUUGUGUUUGAGUGUUUUGUCGAUGACCUAGCUCGAGCAAUCGUCGGUAUGGUCAAGCACCGAAACUCGGAGGAGAAGAAGAAUGGGUCGAGGUGA